AUAUGUGGAAUUAGCAUGGUGGUGGCAUAUAGGGAGGGUCCAGAACGUGCGUUCUUCAGGCUCCUCCAGGUGAUACUGGAGGUAGGAUACGCGGCGGCUGGUUUUUCUAGGGGAAAGGCUAUUUCGUUCCAUAUCCAUCCUUUGCAUAUGAUCCCCUCUGGUCCUUAG
This is a messenger RNA of Pisolithus orientalis, 168 nucleotides long. RefSeq lists its product as uncharacterized. NCBI's taxonomy places the organism in Eukaryota, Fungi, Basidiomycota, Agaricomycetes, Boletales, Pisolithaceae. The record is from RefSeq and is a predicted model, not a curated record. The transcript has a single exon. The annotation marks the transcript as partial.